GAUCUGGUUAUGGUAGGGUAGCAUUCGUCGCUGGCUAUAUAUACGCGCUAGUGCGCUGCAUGCUUAUGCAGUAUGCGCGCAUCUUUCCCUCACCCUCUCCCUGCCGAUGAACUCAUGAGCGGAGGGUGCAACUAGAGGUAGAUAGAUACAUAGCAGAAAGAUACUACCAUGAGAGACGUCGUGGAUGAGGAGGAAGGGGUGGUGAUGGUGAUCCGGGAGUACGACCCCAAGGCGGACCGCGACGGCACGGAGGCCGUCGACCGGGAGUGCGAGGUCGGCCCGGCCGGCGGGAUGUCGCUGCACGCCGACCUGCUCGGGGACCCCGUAGCGCGCAUCCGCCACUCGCCGGCCUACCUCAUGCUGGUACUGUACGUAGCUGAGACGUCCGGGCCGGGCGGCCGGAUCGUCGGCCUCAUCCGCGGCACCGUCAAGUCCCUCGCCACCGGCAAGAGCCUCCCUGGAGCCCCCGCCUUCGCCAACGUCGGCUACAUUCUCGGCCUCCGCGUCGCGCCUUCCCACAGGAGGAUGGGCAUAGCGCUACAGCUGGUGCGGCGGCUGGAGCAGUGGUUUGAGCUCAUGGGCGCGGAGUACGCAUACAUGGCCACUGACAAGUCCAACGAAGCGUCGCUGCGGCUCUUCACCGGCCGGUGCGGCUACUCCAAGUUCCGCACGCCCUCCCUCCUCGUGCACCCCGUGCACUCGCACCGCCUCCGGGCGCCGCGCCGCGCCGCUAUCGUUCGGCUUGGCGCCGAUGACGCCGAGCGGCUAUAUCGCCGGCGGUUCGCGCAGGUCGAGUUCUUCCCCGCCGACAUCGGCGCCGUCCUCGACAACCAGCUCUCCCACGGCACGUUCCUGGCGGUCGUCGACGACGGGUACGAGUGGCGUGGGAUGGAGCACUUCCUGGCGUCGCCGCCCGCGUCGUGGGCCGUGGCGAGCGCGUGGGACUGUGGCGGUGUGUUCCGCCUCGAGGUGCGGGGAGCGUCGCGCCUGCGCCGCGGAGCCGCGGCGGCCAGCCGCGCUCUGGACCGCGUGGCGAAGUGGUUGCGCGUCCCGUCUGUUCCGGACUUCUUCCGCCCGUUCGCUGGAUGGUUCGUGUACGGCCUCGGCGGCGACGGCGACGACGCCGCGCUGGCCGCUGAAGCGCUCUUCGUGUCGAUCGUCAACAUGGCGCGAGGCAAGGCCGCUGCCGUUGCCGUCGAGGUGGCGGCCCUCGACCCCCUUCGGCGCCGCAUCCCGCACUGGCGCCGCCUCUCGUGCACCGAGGACCUGUGGUGCAUGAAGCGGCUUGGCGGCGAUGGCCACGCGGACGGUUGGGAUUGGGCCAGGUCGGCCCCCGGCAACUCGAUCUUCGUGGACCCCAGGGAGGUGUGACUCAGCGACCGCUUGCAGAGUAGAGCUAGUACUCUGGUUUUUGGCCACUACGCUUUUUGAUCUUUUUCCCUUCAAACUUUGCACUAAUUUUCCAUAGUUACUUUUGGAAGCGACAUUUCGUAGGAUAAUUGUUCUUUUGUAGAUUCUGGAAGUACGACAUACUU
This is a messenger RNA of Phragmites australis (common reed), 1535 nucleotides long. Its product is annotated as probable N-acetyltransferase HLS1. The coding region runs from base 169 to 1371 and encodes 400 amino acids. NCBI's taxonomy places the organism in Eukaryota, Viridiplantae, Streptophyta, Magnoliopsida, Poales, Poaceae. The transcript is spliced from 3 exons. The record is from RefSeq and is a predicted model, not a curated record. Gene Ontology annotation, molecular function: acyltransferase activity, transferring groups other than amino-acyl groups.